AUUUAAAUUGUGUUUUCUUCCUUUGCAUUUCUCAUAUGGAAAAAUAUUUGUCUUUCUUGAAGGAAUUCUAUUGUGUGUUUGGCAAAUUGACUUCAAAAGAAUCAAAAUCUCACACAAAGGAGAACGCGAUCGUGUUGGCCAAGUUCGAGGAGCUAAACCACAUCAAAGCGAGCCUGGGAGCAGCGAAUCUGUCGUUGGCUCUUGAGAACGACGAGACGAGAGAGAGCGAGGGUGACGAACGGCUUAAACUUGAGCUGAUCGGAGAGCACAAUUGGAAAGGGGUAAGAACUGAUGCUGGUGGUGUUGGAGGUGAUGGAGACUGGAGGAAACAAGUUGAUCAGAGAGCAAGCGUAGUGGAGAUUUGGAGCCGGAGAUAUGGAGGCCGGAGGGAGAAGUGGAACUUGAAGAAAGAGUUGAUUAGGAUGAAUGAGGCUUAGGAUUUCUAAUUUUAGGAAUUUAAGUAAUUAAGUUCAGAUUUUCUG
Rubroshorea leprosula is the source of this 482-nucleotide messenger RNA. The record is from the annotation of a GenBank genome assembly. NCBI's taxonomy places the organism in Eukaryota, Viridiplantae, Streptophyta, Magnoliopsida, Malvales, Dipterocarpaceae.